This is a messenger RNA of Amyelois transitella, 3187 nucleotides long. RefSeq lists its product as uncharacterized. Gene Ontology annotation, cellular component: Golgi apparatus; extracellular exosome; plasma membrane. Gene Ontology annotation, biological process: negative regulation of amyloid precursor protein biosynthetic process. Lineage: Eukaryota; Metazoa; Arthropoda; Insecta; Lepidoptera; Pyralidae. Bases 100 to 1104 code for a protein of 334 amino acids. The record is from RefSeq and is a predicted model, not a curated record. The transcript has 6 exons. Gene Ontology annotation, molecular function: amyloid-beta binding.
AAACAAACAAGUUGUAGUUUGCCGGAGUGCUUUUUUUUUUCACUAGGUAUCGAUUUAUUUGUUCUAGGCUCCAUAAAAGAAUAAAUUAGCAAAAUCGUGAUGACUGUCCUUACAAAGCCGAGUCUUAUUAUUAAAAAGGCUGAUGUGACGGAGGCGCCUCUUGUUGACGACAACGUUUGCGAUGAAGAGAAGAUCGACAUCCACCCAGCAGGGGUGCCGUACGUGCGUUCCCGUUCCUCCGGCGGGCUGAUGUGCAUGUCUCUCACUGCCCUGAUGAUGGCUGCCGUCGGCAUCAUCUGCGGCCUGCUGCUGUACAGGCAGUAUCUGCACACCAACGCCGUGAGGCGGUACCAGGGGUUCUGUACCAUCCCCAUGGACGCUAGGCAGCAAGCCCAGCUCCGUUGGCGGGCGGAUCCCGAUGUGCAGGUGUUCAGCACCCUUGAAGACAGUAGCGACUCAGAGGGCACGCUGCUUGAGAGGUUCGACAUCGGCGACAACUACGAGAAGGUGAUGGUCAUAGACAACGGCCAUAACUUCGAGUUUAUUCACGACUUCAACGUCAAUCUUACAGGCAUCGUGGAAGAGGCCCGCUGCUUCAUGAUGAGCCUGGAGCCGUCGCUGGUGCUGCCGCCGGCGCGGCUGGCGGCGGGGCUGGCGGCGGGCGCGCGCUUCGACGUGUCGCGCGUGCGCAGCGCGCUGCGCGCCGAGCCCGCCGCGCCCGCCGCCGCGCGCGCCGCGCUGCUGCUGCUGGACGCCUGCCUCGACAAGCCCGUCUACAUGCUCAAGCAGGACGACAACGUGCAAAUUCGCAAACGCUCCGCCGACGAGCCGCCGCACGAGUUCAUCCAGUUCUCCGGCAAUCACGUGCAGGAGAUCGAGAUCGGCAACAUGGACGAGAUCCUCGCUUACGAGAAGGCCCAGGGCCGCGCCGCGCUCGCCACCCGAGUGGCCUUCGUGGACUCCCCGCCGGCCCCGGGGCAGGCCCGUUUGACCCCGGGGGAGCCCCACUUGGCCCCGCAGGACUCCCGCCUGGCCCGUGAAGAUUCCCCGCUGGCCCCGGAGCGGGCUCCGCUGGCCCUGCCGAUGGAGUCUCCCGCUCGCUAGGCGGAGGGAAGUUUCCGAAUGGCGUAGGUAUUAUAGGCUAUGAUUAUUCCUAGUAGGGGAUACAUUUUGUCGUUAUAACCUCUUAUAGUUAGGCCCAGAUAUGGUGUGCGAGUAUGGCCGUCGGUUGAUGGUGACAAAAUUUAUUUUUGAAAAUGUGUAUUCAAAAUUGAUCUCAAAUGAAAUUACAUAGUCUGGCGAGACUUUACGAAAGACUUGAUUUAAUUUGGUCCAAAAUUGUGCAAGUACCUUAAAAAUGAAGAUGCUAUUAAUUUCCAUUAAAAAAAAUGGAAUAAUAAUUGUUUUUUUUCUGUCAAUGUAUAAGUCCAAAGUAUAUUCAUUGGUAUUCGACAAUUCCAGCGUAGUUUAUUCUGAAGGUGCUAAAUUUGUGCUUAUACACCUUUAUUAUCAAAAUUUAUAAUUUCAAACAAAUAUUGCUAAAUUUUGAGAGACUAAACGCACAAAUGCAUUUGUAAACUUUGGGGAAUCUCAUAUUUUUUUAUUUGGUAAAUAGAUUUUUGGCGAAGGUGUAAAAAGAAUUUAAGGUUAAAAAAAAAUGUGGUAAAAGUUUGUUGGAUUCCUACGACCAUACAGCGGGAUAACUGUUAGUUUUAGUCCAAAUAUUUAGAUGUAAGCAUUAGCACUAAUGACUUAGUCAUUCUACUAAUCCAUAUAAGUUACCUAGUUUUGAGCACUUCAAGAUUUAUUUAAAUAACUAAAUCAAUUUAUUUCAAAGGAGGACAUCCUGUUAUGAAAUUUGUCUCAAAAGCGGUGGCUCUUUCAUAAAAUCAAAUAAACAAUCUUUAUUUUGGCAACAUUAUAUUCGUGAAUGCAUUUUUACUUGGAUAUAAAGGUCGCGGUCCGCAAACAUGGCAUGUAAUUGAUACGUUACAUGCUGUAAAAAAGGGGGAAGCUUUUAUGAUCUUUUUCAUGACAACCACCUUGUCAUUAGACAACACUACGUACAAUACGGCAUAUAGGUUGAACCAAGCUGGAGAAGGUCUGAUCUGAUAAAGAUUGUUUUGUGAUUUUUUUAUAAUAAUUUAAAGCAUAUAUUUUUCUCACGUCUUUGAGAGUCCCGGGUUUUUAGCGAGGAACUGGGAAUGUACUAACACUUUAUGAUAAAGACAUGAUUUACUACUUUCUAUUGCUUUAGAAACCUAUUUUUAUAUAUUUUAUGUGCUCUCUUUUUAAGGAUCUGUAAUUCAUUUUCAUUUUAUAUUUUAAGCGUAUUUUUUUCCCUGUCAGUAAAUGUUUUUGUCAAGUUUUAAAGCGCUUUGUAUAUGAAUAUUAUAGUCUUGAAAAUAAAUCUUGCAAAAUAAUUAUGAGAAAAUAUUUCAAAUUCUUUUACCCCAUUAUUGCAUUGCAAAUUACGUUUCUCCAUUUUUUUGUUAAGCAUUAUUGAUUAUUGUUUGCAUUAUAUAAUUUUAUAGUCCUUAGUCUGAGAUUAUUAUAUGUUACUUUUACUGAGAGGCUGCCCCAUCAUUACAAGCUUUUGUAGAACUAAUUAGUUAUCAAAAGUAUUACAUAUACUCAAAUAAAAGUAUUAUUUUAUUUCUAGUUUUGUGUUUUAAGUGCCAUUUCAUGCAUUUAGAAAAAAUCAUAUAUUUUUAAUUUUGUAGAACUAAGAUCUAGAAGAAAAAGAGGUUAUUAAAAGCUCCUUUUUACUUUAAAAUUUUAAUAAAAUACGUUUUGGAUCUCUUUUCGACUGUAUGUUGUUUUAAAAAUGACGAAUUAAUUUGGUUUUAUUUAAAGCUGAUUAUUCAACUUUAUUGCUAUUGCAUUAGUGAUCACAUAUUUUGAAAACAUAAUCCUAAGAAAUAGUUUUUAUUAGUUUUAUAAAUAUUUUUAAUUAUUUCCUCUCAACUGUAAUAAGUUUAUUGGAUUCUAAAUAAAAUAUAUUAAUUUACUGUUGUAUUAGUUUACUGUUAUUUUACCAUAUUAAUUUCGUGAGUUAAGAAAUUAAUGAGUUGAAUAACUAUUAGUUUUUUAAAGCUUUUGUUUUCGUGUCACAAGAUGUUAUAUCGUGUUUUUUAUUCAUGUUUUUUCUCAAAUACUAUGUCGACACUAUGUCUUGCUUUUUUUA